This is a messenger RNA of Macrobrachium nipponense, 534 nucleotides long. Its product is annotated as small ribosomal subunit protein bS6-like. The record is from RefSeq and is a predicted model, not a curated record. Lineage: Eukaryota; Metazoa; Arthropoda; Malacostraca; Decapoda; Palaemonidae. Bases 1 to 534 code for a protein of 177 amino acids. The transcript is spliced from 2 exons.
AUGAAUCUAGGGAAUUUCAAGGAUCUGAGGAAAUUCAAGAAUCUAGGGUAUUCCAAGGAUCUAAGGAAAUUCAAGAAUCUAGGGUAUUCCAAGGAUAUAAGGAAAUUCAAGUCUCAAGGGGAAAUUCAAGAAUCUACGGAAAUUCAAGAAUGUAAGGAAUUUGAAGGAUCUAGGGAAAUCCAAGGAACUAGGGAAAUCCAAGGAUCUAGGGAAAUUGAAGGAUCUAGGGAAAUUGAAGGAUAUAGGGAAAUUGAAGAAUCUAGGGAAAUUGAAGGAUCUAGGGAAUUCCAAGGAUUAAGGGAAAUUCAAGAAUGUAGGGAAUUUGAAAGAUCUAGGGAAAUUCAAGAAUCUAUGGAAAUUGAAGGAUAUAGGGAAAUUCUAGGAUCUAGGGAAAUACUAGAAUCUAGGGAAAUUCAAGAAUCUACGGAAAUUCAAGAAUGUAGGGAAUUUGAAGGAUCUAGGGAAAUUCAAGAAUCUAUGGAAAUUGAAGGAUAUAGGGAAAUUUUAGGAUCUAGGGAAAUACUAGAAUCUUAG